UCUCUGCUUUUGGUCGCACCGGAUAUGUCGUUGUUCUUGACCUUCCCUUUUCAAUUGGCCGGAAUCAGUCUGUCGUGUAGCUUCAAGCUACAUUCUUCUAAAAGUAGUAGAAAAUGCACUUAUCUCCGCUGUAAAUGGUAUUGCCAACGAGGUAUUUACCAAAGUGUACAUAUAAAGUCGUCUUUUUACGGGAACAAUGGUAAAGUACUUUGCCUGUGUGGGUCUUCUGAAAAGUUCCUGGGACCAAGUCUGCAUCGCUUUCUGGGAGCGAUACCCCAACCCCUACAGUAACCAUGUCCUAACAGAGGAUAUCAUCUUCAGGGAGGUAACUCCCGGUAACCGUCUGGUCUCUAGGCGACUGCUGACCAAAACUAACCGCGCCCCUCGCUGGAUGGAGAAGUACCUGCCGGUUACCAUGGCCAGGCACGCCUACAUCAUCGAGGAUUCCAUCGUGGAUCCCCAGAACAGAACCAUGACAACGCUGACUUGGAACAUCAGCCACGCACGCAUGAUGUCUGUGGAGGAGCGUUGUGAGUACAGAAUUAACCCUGACAACACCAGCUGGACGGAGAUUAACAGAGAGGCCUGGAUCUCGUCUAACCUCUACGGGCUUUCCAGAGCUAUACAGGAGUUCGGCCUUGCCCGGUUCAAGACCAGUGUUGCAAAGACCAUGAAAGGGUUUGAAUACGUCCUGGCCAAAAUGCAAGGUGAGUCCCCGUCCAGGACCCUGGCUGAACAUGCUACAGAGAGGGCCAGGGAGACGGCUCUGGCAGCUAAAGAGAAAGCCAAAGACCUUGCCUCACAGGCUCACAAGAAACAACAGUAUGUCUGAGCUGCCAGUGCAGGGUGAAGUUUCCCCUAGAUGCUGAUAUGGUUAGGAUUGGGAUUGGUCUUCCUAGAAACUUUAUCCUGGAGCCCGAGGUGCCAGUGGGAGGAAGUAGACAUUGGCCCCUUUCAGACCUGCCUGGAUUCAAAGACUAUUUAGGAAUAAUUUCAAGUACUUUAUCUGGGAUCGAUUUGAAGUAUUCCUGGCACAAUUGAACCAAUAAAAUACUGAAAAUCCUUGCUCAUCUGGCACUCCAGGCAGGCUCAAACAAUUACAAAAAGUUUUAAAAAAUUAAAAUAAUGUUGACUAGUAUUUGAACCCAACGGCUUGUCCAGAGUCAGAUCUUAUUAACCCCCCUAAUGAUUACAUUUGGAGGGGAAUCUGAUCCCAGACCUGUUUGGUCCGAGUCAGAUCUUAUUCACCCCCCUCUAAUGAUUACAUUUGGAGGGGAAUCUGAUCCCAGACCUGUUUGGCCCUAACGGCUUGUCCAGAGUCAGAUCUUAUUCACGCCCCUCCUAAUGAUUACAUUUGGAGGGGAAUCUGAUCCCAGAUCUGUUUGGCCCGAGUCAGAUCUUAUUCACUCCCCUCCUAAUGAUUACAUUUGGAGGUAGGGGAAUCUGAUCCCAGAUCUGUGAUUAGGGUUGCAAAAUUCCGGGUAAUUUUUUUCUAGAAGAUUCCCGGGGAACAAGAGGUAAUAUAGAACAUUUCUGGAACUUUUGUAAAUGCUUUGGUAAUGUUGCUACACUAGGUGCGACUGAGCUAAGGGAAUGGACCAUUUACAGUUAAAGAUCGUUUGGAAAAUGUGGUCGGAGGGUGUGACGCAAUUACGGCGCCUCCGGAGUCUAAAUCAAACUGUACCGCAUCGCCAUGCGCCUCUCAAAUGUUGUAACGAUACAGAGUGCUCUGUAUAUCUCCGCAUUGACAUGAUUGGUUGACGGUAAGCAGGGGAGGGGGGCGGGGUCCUGUAUUAACACAAACUCACUUCCUUGACAACUUCCUUCACAGCAGCUCUGCGAAGCGCCCCCCCCCCCAAAAAAAGUAAAUUUUGCUAUGACUUCUGCAGAGGCUGCAACGCAGAAAAACGCUGUACGGCCACUACAGAUGUAUCGUACGUCACAGAAUGUAAACUUGAGUAACUAGAUUGAUCUUAUUGUUGGUGGUAUGCGGCAGCAUUAGGGACAGCCCAACACCAGUCCCACCCAGCAGGUGAUCUACUGUGCACGGGACGACGUCGGUCUUGUCCUUUGGAGCGAGUACAAGAGACUGGUUCAUGUCUCCAGAAAUGACUUGUUUAGGUUUCCAUCUUGCUGUAUUUUUGUUGUUGUUGUGACCAACUCAAUACUUUCAUAGUCUUAUUGGGGUCUUACCGCCAUGAUGAUGAUGAUGAUGGAGUUCCACACAGUUGGGUGAAGCUGUUUUCAUAGACGCUGAUAUUGGGUCAGUUUAGUAUUUUCCCCACUAGUGGCUACGGUUAGGAUUGGAGGAAGUUGAUCCUAGACCUGUAGGUCUACUCACCAUUCCCAGGCCGCAUCCCAAAUGACACCUUAUUCCCUCCCUAUAUAGUGUACUACUUUUAACCAGAGCCCCAUAGGCACUGAAGAGUUUUGACCAGAGACCUAUAGACCCUGAUAUAAAGUAGUGCCCUGAAUAGGGAAUAGGGUGCCAUUUUGGGACUGAGCCAGCCUCGGUGCUCUUCUCUUUAACCUGUUGUGUUCUUCUGUCGGUUGUAAUUCCUUUACCUUCAUAUAGUUUUGUUUCUCACACUGUAGAUGAGAAUGACUACAUAUCUUCAUCUACAUUUUGUGUUUUAGCCUUACUAUUUGUUUUCAUUUCAGAAUCAAAUCUUUUGUUUCUGCGAGCUAAACUGCUCAAAAAGCAAAUCUCAAAAGAAAUCCCUUUUCGCUAUAUAUUCAUUGAUUUCAGUUAUGGCGGUUUCAUUUCAUAAUUUUUUUUUGUUGAUUCAGAAUAUUUAAUUGCUUCAAAAUUCAAAUCAAAUCAAAUGUAUUUAUAUAGCCCUUCGUACAUCAGCUGAUAUCUCAAAGUGCUGUACAGAAACCCAGCCUAAAACCCCAAACAGCAAGCAAUGCAUGUGAAAGAAGCACGGUGGCUAGGAAAAACUCCCUAGAAAGUUGUUACUAGUGUGAUGAGAGGGUCCACGUUAUUGUCGUUGCUUGAAAGUGAACCCAUCUCUUGACGUUGUAUGCUUUGUAGAAAUUAGCUCCAGAAAGUGAGUCAAAUUGAAAGUUGUAAAUGACAUUUUAAAGACAUCCUGGAUGUGAGUUUAUUUGUUCAACCUCCCACUUUAGGUUGUAUGUGUCUGUAGUUUAAUCAAUAAGGCACAUGGCCUAAAUACCACAGCUCAGGGCUGUUCUUAAGCCACAACCCAAUGUGGAGUGGUCAUAUACAACAAAUGCAGAGGUGCCUUAUUGCUAUUAUAAACUGAUUACCAAUUGUAAUUAGAGCAGUAACAAAAAUAAUGUUUUGUCAUAUCCAUGGUAUUCCACAGCUGUCAGCCAAUCCUCAUUCAGGGCUUGAACCACCCAGUUUAUAAACAUGCAUAAUCUCUAUGAGUAGAAUUACUGUCUUACCUCAAUUAGCCACGAAAUCCUUAGUUUCUAACCCUUUUCCGUCACAUGGGCCAGCCCUCAAGCAAUUAGUUGUAGUCAGUAAGCUUCAGCCCCUUGACAUUUUUGAGUGACAGCUAGCGAGAUGCAAACACAGCAGAACGAGAGAGGGAGCAAUGACAUGGUGCACAUCUGCACACACGUGAUGUAGUACACAAUAUUCGGGGACCACUUUUGGCUUGUGAGUGCUACUUUUAAAACCACUGGCUGAAAAGUAUACAAAAGUACUGGAGAAUUUCUUAUAUAUAAAAAAUAAAUAAAUUAAUGUGCUUUGUUUGAGCAACAGUAUCGGCUUAUUGAUGAAUAACAAUAAAUAUUUUAUGUUA
This is a messenger RNA of Salmo salar (Atlantic salmon), 3776 nucleotides long. NCBI's taxonomy places the organism in Eukaryota, Metazoa, Chordata, Actinopteri, Salmoniformes, Salmonidae. The record is from RefSeq and is a predicted model, not a curated record.